AUGGUGAACUUUAGAACCCUUAGAAGAUCAGAUUGGCUGGGCUCUGGCUGGCCAGUCAAAGAAGCCAUGCGCAGUCAACUUUGGAGAAAAAUUUCCUGGGCCGGGAAAGUUGUUUUUUUCUAUUUGUGCGUUCCCUUUUUGGGGCUUCAAGCUGUUGCAGGAAACUUUUUGCCAGAGGUCAAAGAAGCCACGUGCAGUCCACUUUGGAGAACACACUUUCCUGGGCCGGGAAAGUUGAUUUUAUUUUUUCUAUUUGUGCGUUCCCUUUUUGAGGCUUUGAGCUAUUGCAGGAAACUAAUACCCAGAGGGAAUGUUGCUGUUAGGGUAGCAGAGGUCACAGAAGCCACGUGCAGUCAACUUUGGAGAAAAAUCUUUCCUAGCCCGGGAAAGUUAUUUUUUAAUUGUGUUGCUGAAUUGCCGCCCUUGCUCGCUGCAGGUCCUUGA
This is a messenger RNA of Durusdinium trenchii, 444 nucleotides long. The record is from the annotation of a GenBank genome assembly. NCBI's taxonomy places the organism in Eukaryota, Dinophyceae, Suessiales, Symbiodiniaceae.